AUGUCUGACUUCAGCGAAGAGCCACGCUUCACUAUUGAGCAGAUAGAUUUGCUGCAGCGGCUGCGUCGCUCCGGCAUGACCAAACAGGAGAUACUCCACGCGCUCGAAACUCUGGACCGGCUGGACCGGGAGCACGGUGACAAGUUUGGUCGCCGCACCUCAUCCUCCUCCUCUUCCUCUUCGUCCUACAUGGUAGGCGGGACAAACAACUGCACCAACAACUCUGCCUCCAACAACACUGCCUCGGCAACCACCACCUCCUCCGUGACGUGCAACGGCGCCAUCAACAAUGGCGAAGUCGGCGUUGGCGAACACUCCGCAACCACUGCCUCCUCUACGACCUCCAAGAUAUCCACGGCCACGCAGACUCAGUUUGGCAGCAAUGGGGGGCUCUCGCCCUCUCUUAGUAAUAGCUAUGACACCUCCCCUCCUCCAGCUCCGCCUCCACCCACCACUAUCCUGCCCUCACCUGUUUCACUGGUGGCACUGUCACAGAAUGGCCGUGACAGUCUUGCUGCCACACCCAACGGAAAGCUGUCACCUCCUCGGUACCCUGUAAACAAUGCAGCAGCAGCAAGAACCUUUGGGUUUGAGGCUAUCGAAGAGGACCUUGACGUUGACGAUAAAGUGGAAGAGAUGAUGAGGAGGGAUAGCAGCAUGGUGAAAGAGGAGAUUAAAGCUUUCUUGGGGAACCGCAGGAUCUCUCAGGCAGUGGUCGCACAAGUCACCGGCAUCAGCCAGAGCAGAAUCUCCCAUUGGCUACUGCAGCACGGCUCCGACCUGAGUGAGCAGAAGAAGAGGGCUUUUUACCGCUGGUAUACGUUGGAGAAAACCACUCCAGGUGCCACUCUUAACAUGCGGCCAGCGCCAUUGCCUCUGGAAGACAUGGAGUGGAGGCAAACUCCUCCUCCACUGACCACUGCCCCGGGCACUUUUCGACUUCGGCGGGGGAGCCGUUUCACUUGGAGGAAAGAGUGUCUGGCUGUGAUGGAGAGCUACUUCAAUGACAACCAGUACCCAGAUGAGGCCAAAAGGGAGGAAAUUGCCAACGCCUGCAAUGCAGUUAUUCAGAAACCAGGGAAAAAGCUGUCUGAUUUGGAGAGGGUCACCUCCCUCAAAGUUUACAACUGGUUUGCGAACCGCCGCAAAGAGAUUAAGAGACGAGCAAACAUUGAAGCCACAAUCCUAGAGAGUCACGGGAUAGAUGUGCAGAGUCCAGGGGGACACUCCAACAGCGACGACAUUGAUGGCAACGAUUUCACAGACCAGGCAUGUGAUCUGCCAUAUUUUGACAAGAGACCUCUUAGCAGACCAUUUGGCCUUUACCGCUUGGAGCCCACCUCCCCGACACAGGAUGAAAGCGCUGCUCACAGCGAGCACCAGGAUCCCAUCUCUUUGGCUGUGGAGAUGGCCGCUGUCAAUCACACUAUCUUGGCCCUGUCUAGAACCGGAGGGGUUCCUAGCGACAUCAAGACAGAAGUCCUAGAGGACGACUGA
Messenger RNA from Nerophis lumbriciformis (worm pipefish), 1497 nucleotides. The record is from RefSeq and is a predicted model, not a curated record. NCBI's taxonomy places the organism in Eukaryota, Metazoa, Chordata, Actinopteri, Syngnathiformes, Syngnathidae.